AUGGAAUGGAGUUGGUCAGCAGACAGUGCGAAUGUCAACUGCGUCAUCUAUGAAAUCACAAGGAAGCAAGAUUUUGAUGUAGUUUAAAACCGACCCAUUGAGAAUUGUUCGAAACACUGCCAAAGUCGGAAGUGCGGAAAACGGGUGCAAAAAGGGAGUGGCUGAAAAAUGCCCUUUAAAAGGGCUCCGUUUCGCGACCUUUAUUGAGCCUUCCUUUCUUGGUGGGCUAAAAAACUUCAAAAAAAGGGUGAAGAAAGAGUGAGGGUGCAAAAAGGGUGCUGGAAGUCUCGAGAUUUCCGAUUUUAUUACUGUAGAAAAUUUUGGUUCAUACAAAUUCAAUGGUGAAGAAUAUUCUCAAUUAAAAAAAACUUCCGUUUCUCAAAAGAGUCCAAAUGUUCUCAGAAGCCAAAACUUUCGAAGAAUAUUGUUCGUUUUCUUUACUGUUUUUUUCUGUCCUAAAUUACUUUUUCACUUCCUAUAACAAUUAUCAACUUCAAAUUUACAGUAAUUAUUUUAAAAAAUGUAACCAAACAAGCAACCAACAAGUAACACGUGAAAAACGUGUUCGCCUUCAUUUUCACAGAGCUCAAUUCUCAAACCUCGUCGCGCCGCCGGAAAUGGGGUUCAUGAAGUGAGUCUUUUACUAAUAUUCUUCAAAAAACCUAGUAAAAAUGGAAUUUCAUCUCUAAUAAGUUUUAAUGCGUAUAUAUUUUUUUUUUCAGCGUUAAUUUGGGAUUUUUUUUUUUUUCAAAAAAUUACUCGGAAGAAUCCGACGAUUUCAACAUGUUUGAAAAGAGGAAGCAAAAACUUUUAUUCCUGGGAAUAAUUAUUCGAUUGAAAACUAAUAAAGUUCAUCUCAAAUUUUUCUAAGUGAACAGCGCCCAAUAAUUUUAUGAUAUUCGUACGUAUCUCGACGAGACGGAUCGAAUAGUUAUACUUUCAUGCUGAAAAUCAAACAUGUUGGUAACGUCGGAUUAUACCAAUAACUCACGGAAUCAUGCGAGAAACUUGACUUAAAGUUUUUCUAUAUAAAUUUUUUUCAGAGGAAUCCCAAGAUUGAAAAAAAGGUCGCAUUUUUCUAUCUUCUGUGGUUGGUAGCGUUCGGGUACAUCGCAUUUUAUAACUUCUAUCAGUCCAAGCCUUUCGAAUACUCACACGAUUCCUUCAUCAUAAAGAAGAAUGAGAUCAUCACGGUAAGCUCAAGAAAAUUAUAUAGUUUAUAAAAAUCACUUACUUCAGGAGACGUGCCUCAAAAUGUUGGCUGGCUAUGAAAUCAGCGCUCCGGCUUUAUUAAUCGACAUCGAUAUCUUGAAACAAGUCUCUACCGGGAACUGUCAAGGCAAAGAUGAAAAAAAUUGAUGUAAAGAAUUCCUCAGGAUUUUUUUAAAAUAAUUUUGAUUCCAGAUAGCCGUUUUGUUAAAUUAUUCUGUUCAUCCUGCGAUAGUAGGAAACCCAAAUUUCAACGUCAUCCUCUACGAGAACAUUCCAGAGAACGAUUAUUGGGCGUUCAAAACCGACCCGGCGAGGAUCGUUCAGAAGUUGGUUUUUUUUUUCAAACUUAUAGCUGAUUCACGGCUGGCUUGAGCCAUCGAAAAAAGGGUCUUGAUACGAUAAUGCACGAAAUAGCGCCUGGCUCGUGGAGAGCGCAGACAGGACACGCCUCCUUAGCGUCCCAAGCUGGCCGUGAAUCAGCUAUACUCUCAAAACAAGCUUCUCAGAAUGCAAACCACGUCGAUUGGGAACUUGGAAGUCCCAAACAGCGAAACAUUCUUGGAAUACUGGAGUCGGUCCAAAUUCAUCUCCUGUCUGGAUCUCAACAUGAACCGAACGGACAAUGACGUCACCAUGGACCCCAAAGCUGCGGUGUACUAUUUAGCUCGGUUGCGAGACCUUCUGGUCAAGUAUAAAAUGUAUCCGUUUCUCAACGGCGGCUCUCUUUUAGGUAUUCCUACAGUUCUUCAGCAAAAAAGGGACAUUUUUAGGUUGGUACCGCGAAUGUGGUGUCAUUCCGCACACGCGCGAUAUGGACCUGAUGGUUUUGGAGAAAGACGUCAAGGAGGACAUCGUAGUAGAGUUCCUGGAGAGAAGGACUGAAUUUCACUUGAUGCGAAUGUUUGGAGACGUAAAGUAUUACAAGAAUUCGUCAAUAAAAGAUGAGAAAUUCCAGCUGAACGACACUUUCGAAUUGACAGUCAGGCCAAAAGGGCUGCCUAAACCAGUGAUCGACAUCUUCACCAUGUACACGGAGGAGAAUGGGACUUGGACCGGCGGUACUGCAAGCGACGGGACCAAGUAUAAGUACACGUUCCCUCCCUAUGAUCCGUACUGCUCGGCAAGCUUGUUCGGCCACAUCUUCUGGGUCACUUGCAGUCCAGAUCGGAUGCUCGAGGUAAACAUGAAGUUUCGAAACUGCAAAAGUUGUUGAAGAACGAAUACGGCAAAAACUGGCGCAAGGACCAUCGGACCAAGAAUUUCAAGUGGAACCGCUCUCAAGCAAACGUGCAGCAGAACGGGAAAUGGCCAGAAGCCGACUUGCCUAGAGUCGUCAAAAAAUUCACGGAAUAAAGCUUUAUUUUCAUCAGAUUUUUCUUUUUUCAAUUCUCUUCGUUCUUUUCCUCCACGCCACAGAUCUGUCUGUGAGCGAAAUAAACAUUUCAUUCAUUCAAUUCAAUUCAAAAAGAUUAUCUUUAAAUCAAAAAAAAAAGAAAAAUUAAAAAACGUGAUAAUCUGGAAGGCUGAUUUCCGUUUCAUUUCUACCUUCUUUCUAGAUGUUUUUCAGUGAGGUCAGUUGUCAAAAGUUGCCUUCUUUCUUCUGAAUUAGUCAAGUGGAAAUAAUCCAGUAGGUAUUUGAGAAAUAGUAGUAGGCCACUUGAGAAAUAUUUUGGAAUUAAAAAAAACGAAAGAAAGGGCAAUAUUAGUUGAAGAACGGGUAAUGUUAGCAAGUCAAAAAAAAAUUUUUUUUUUGAUUAUUAUACAUGUUUACUAAACAAUAUCAUAUGCCCCAUUUUAUUAUUUGGACCGAGAUUCUGGCUCUUAUUUUUGUUUUUUGAAUAUAAAAUUUUUUUCAAAUGAGUUGUAUUAUUUGGAUCGGGAUUUUGCUCAUAUUCCUGCUUUUUGAGUAAAAAUGAUUCUUUUUUAAAAAUAAAAAAUGGAUAUGGUUGAGUUUUUAUAUGUUGAAAUAGUUGUGAACCCAAGCAUGAUGAUGAGGAAAAAUGCAUUAAAAAAAUAGUAAAACUUAAGAAAAAGGUUCAUUGAACUAGUUGAUUUUUUUUCAAGUCUCCUUUUACUGUAUCGGUUAUUUUUUCCAGGUCCUUCAAAAGAGCGAAAACACGUAAAUUGUUCGUCUGUUUCCUAUUGGCUAUCCUGGCGGGGUUGCUUUUCCUGAAGCUCCUCACGAAAUACGUCCCGAUUUCUCUUCGUAACAAAACAAAUGAAGUUGGAUUUUUUCUCCCUCUUUUGAUGUGAAGUGAAAAAUGCAGGACGAUUGUCAAGUCAUACUAACAGACCUCAAAAUAACCGUUCCUGCACUUCUUAUUGAUACGGACUUAUUGCGCGGAAUCGCCUCUGGACGUUGCUCGAUCCCAGAUAGGAAAAUAAAUGUAUGUGGAUAUUUUCCAGUCCUUCAAAAGAAGAAAAAUCUUCAGAUAGCUGUAGAAAACAAAGACAUCAGGAAGGCAGCAAAACUGUUCCUUGAUCCAAUUUUCAACGUCACUACCUUUCUCAACAAGACGACUCGAGAUUAUUGGAUCUUUGUGACAGACCCGCUUCGAAUCACCAGAAAGUUUGCUUUUGAAGCUAACCUUCAAAGAGCUCGAAUAUUUCCAGAAUUGAAACCACCUCCGUGGGGCUUCUGAAGAUCCCAAGAAGCUCAAUCUUUCUGGAAUAUUGGCGUCGGUCUGAGUUCAUCCCAUGCCUCCAUACUGCGAUGAACAGAACCGAUGAUUCCGUUUACUUGGAUCCCAAGACAGCUAUAGGAGAAUUGGCACGGCUUCGGGACCAAUUGGUCGACUACCGAAUGUACCCAUUCCUCAACGGCGGCACUCUUUUGGGUUUGGCAUUAUUUUUCGAAAAAAAAAAAUGGUUUUUUUCGGCAUUCAUUCUGCUCCCAUUUUUUAGUUUUUUCUCAGUUCCCUCUAUAUUUCUAAACUUGCACUUCUAGGCUAAAAAAAUACUUGGAUUACUGUAGCCUCAGCCUUACUGUCUUAGCCAACUGUACCAGUGUGUUAUUUUCUUCAAUCUGUCAUCGGAAUAUUGGCUCAAAUUUUUCGCGAAUCGAUUUUAUGGAGCAAAAAGGCUGCAGAAAAGCUGUAAGCCAUCAUUUUUAGGAUCAUUUUUCGAAUUAAUUGUACAACCAUCAUGCUCUCUAAUGGGUCAAAUCAAUCUCCAGGCUGGUACCGUGAAUGCACCGUGAUCCCGCACACCCUUGAUCUCGACCUGAUGGUGAUGGAAAAAGACGUCAAGCCAGCCUUCAUAGAAAGUCUCAAGAAUGGACAGACCGACUUCUACCUUAUCCGAACGCUUGGAGAGGUAAUACUAGCAUACUUUUGAGCGUCGAAAGAAAGAGUUUCAGUACAACGACACCUUCGAAAUCACUCUGAGGCCAAAUUAUUCACAGAAGCCCCAUAUCGACAUCUUCACAAUGUAUACAGAAAUGAAUGGAACUUGGACCGGCGGUACUGAUGACGACGGAACCAAGUACAAGUACACAUUCCCUCCCUAUGAUCCGUACUGCUCGGCAAGCUUGUUCGGCCACAUCUUCUGGGUCACUUGCAGUCCUGAGCGAAUGCUUGAAGUACAUAUUCCCACAAAAUCAUUAUUCAUUUCGAAAUUUCAGGUUGAAUAUGGGAAAAACUGGCGGAAGGACUAUCCGACAUCGGAAUUUGAUUGGAGUGCCUCUCAAAAAAACGUGAAGCAGAAUGGGAGAUGGAACAAGUCUGAUAUUUCAAGAGUGAUCCAAUAUUUCGAACGAUGA
Messenger RNA from Caenorhabditis auriculariae, 4972 nucleotides. The record is from the annotation of a GenBank genome assembly. NCBI's taxonomy places the organism in Eukaryota, Metazoa, Nematoda, Chromadorea, Rhabditida, Rhabditidae.